Photinus pyralis (common eastern firefly) is the source of this 390-nucleotide messenger RNA. RefSeq lists its product as uncharacterized. Bases 1 to 390 code for a protein of 129 amino acids. Lineage: Eukaryota; Metazoa; Arthropoda; Insecta; Coleoptera; Lampyridae. The record is from RefSeq and is a predicted model, not a curated record. The transcript has a single exon.
AUGAAGCCUAAAGAUGUAGCUGCAAAGACAUACUUACCAAUGUUCCAUAAUAUAAAGAUAAUGGGACCAGCUAAAUUCAAAAUUGGUGACUUUGUACGAAUAUCCAAGUAUAAAUCGGUGUUUUCAAAAGGCUACACUCCGAACUUUUCUACCGAAUUAUUCAAGGUGGUUAAAGUAAAAGUUGGCAAUCCCGUUACGUACUUAUUGGAGGAUUCAUUUGGUAAACCAAUAAUGAGACAAUUCUACGCUGAAGAAAUGCAGAAAACUGCUCAUCCGGAUAUAUUUCUUGUUGAGAAAGUGUUACGUCGUAAAGGAGACCAGCUCUACGUUCGAUGGCUUGGCAUGUAUAAAUCACAUGACUCGUGGAUUAAAAAAUCAGAUUUAGUAUAA